AAGAGAAAGGAGCUGACGUCGGCGCCGUCGUAUAGUGGCGGAGGCGCGAUGAAGCUCGGAGUUUUUGUGUACAGAUUAUACAGAGCAUUAACCUACGGUGUCUCCCCGUUAAUUCACCUACACAUACGGUGGCGCAGACUUCGGGGACUAGAGCAUUGCCGUCGUUGGCCAGAGCGGUUCGGUCAUCCCUCCGCCGUAAGACCGCCGGGUUCACUCGUCUGGUUUCACGCCGUCUCUUUAGGUGAAGGAAUGGCUGCUAUUCCGGUGAUCAGACACUGCAAUGAAACGAAGCCAGAUUUGACUAUCCUAAUGACGACGACGACAGUAUCUGCAAUUGAAGUAAUAAAGAAUCAGCUUCCUGUUGGUGUAUUACAUCAGUUUGCACCACUGGAUACACCGGUGGCUAUCGACAGAUUCCUUGGCCAUUGGAAACCGAAUGCGAUUAUCAUAAUGGAGAAUGAACUCUGGCCUAAUCUUAUCAUGGCUGCUGCAGGACUUCUAAUUCCGUUGGCAAUGUUGAACGCUCGGAUGUCUACUAAAUCCUUUAAACGGUGGUCUAGUCCGCUCUUACUACCGCUGGUAUCGUUGUUGCUCUCUAAAUUCUCAUUGAUAGCCCCACUGAGCACUCUGCAGGGUAUACAUUUCCAGCUGCUGCAUGCGCCACCCUUUGUCAUAAAUUAUUCUGGUGACUUAAAAUACGUGGUAAACAAGUUCCAUGUAUCUAGUGAAACAUCUGAAAGUAUAGAAGAUCUUAAGAAAGAACUCUCAGGAGUGAAAGUCUGGAUUGCAUCUUCACUACAUAGAGGCGAAGAAGAAGUCAUUUUAGGAGUUCACAACAUGCUUCUCGAAUCACAUCCAGACUCUGUUGUCAUAAUUGUGCCUCGACAUCCACAUCAUGGCCAACAGAUUGUUCAUAAACUGCGGAAAGAUGGCCAUAGUGUAGCUCUAAGGUCUCAAAAUGAAAAGCUUACAUCAAGGAAGACGAAUAUAUAUGUGGUGGAUACACUAGGUGAACUAAGAGAAUUGUACAGUGUAGCUCCAGUAGCCGUCAUUGGAGGCUCUUUCAUCCCAGGAUUAACUGGUCACAACUUGUCUGAAGCAGCUGCUGCUGGCUGUGCCGUUAUUACAGGUUGUCAUGUUGGGCAUUUCUCUCACAUGGUGAAGGCGAUGCAGCAGUCGAAUCCCUUAUCGGUGACACAGGUCUCGACAAAACUAGAGCUCAAAGAAGCUGUAGACUUGCUCCUGAGUAACCCUGAGAUCUUGGAAACACAUCAGAGAGCUUCUAAAGAAGUUUACGAAUCUCUAUCAAGCUCCAUUAUAGCUAACAUCUGGAAUCUUCUCAAUCUUCAUAUCUUUAGAGGGAAAUGAUAUGUUAGUGUGGCUAGUUAUUUAUCCAAAUAAAUCCAGUUUCAGUUA
This is a messenger RNA of Arabidopsis arenosa, 1416 nucleotides long. NCBI's taxonomy places the organism in Eukaryota, Viridiplantae, Streptophyta, Magnoliopsida, Brassicales, Brassicaceae. The record is from the annotation of a GenBank genome assembly.